AUGCCGUCCUCGCACGGCCCGCCACGCCGACAUCACCACCACCAAAACUUUCCUCCCCAGCAGUACACUGAUUUGAGAAGCAGCGAUAUCUCACUAUUAGCACCCUUGUUCGGACCGAAGCCAGCACCUACAUCACCUACGUAUGCGGCAUACGAGUCCAGCACCCGCAAGAAGAUCAGUGAACUACCAUCUCACCUGCGAAGUAAACUAGCCAUACUCUCCACAUUCUGCUCCGUGCACAAUAAGUUGAACUCCCUCCCCAUCACAAGCAUUCUCACCUUCAUGCAGAAUGAGGUUACGCCCGAAKCUCUCUUCCACUGGGCGCCAGUCGAAAAGACAAGUUGGUUAGACAGAAAGACUCUCGCUCUUCUCGAAGAAAUGAACUCUGUCUGGCAAAGUCCCGCCGCCUUCCAACUUGAUUACUGCAGACUUCCCAACUCUAGGACUCGAUGGAAUUUCAUAAACAGCAAAUGCGCAGCCUGUAAACUCGUCGAAGUCGCCAACAACGUCCCCGGAAUCGUGGCUUUGGGCGGUUGCGUGAUAGCACGUCUCGAUCCCGCGAAUUGGAAGAAGAGCAAGCGAAUCCAAUGGUUUGAAAAGUGGAUUGCCGCCUCGGUUGAGCGAGAAGAUCAAACCGAAGGAGUGGUAAAAGCCAUGUGGGAAUGUGGCGUCAAACUCAGGAAUGCCAUGGGAACAAGCGACGCGCCAGGGAAGAGAGCUUACAUCGAUGACUUUGUGGCUCAGACACGGAUGCCGCUGAGACCUGCGCGGUCCGAAACGCAGGAGAGUCACAUUGCUGAUACAGCACGGCUAAUGAGCGAUAAAGAUGAAGAUGAGGGCUCGGAUACGCAGUCUAUCAAGACGAUUCGGAAACGAUUCCCACCGAUUGCUAAAUCACCGCCACCGCCGCCGCCGCCAGGAGCUAGUGUCGCCGCUCCUACUCCCGAGCAAGCGCCUCCAACAAAGCUGCCGACGCGGUACAUACCAUCUGUAGAUUUCUUUGGACGAGCUCAGCAGAGUUUCCACGCGGAUGACACAAAGACUUUGCUGAAUCCGGCGGCUCCGAUAACGCCACCGGCACCUCUUCGUCCCACGACAUCCAAGCCUGAGGGAUAUCGGGUCGCGUCUUCAAUUUAUUCGCGUGCUACUGAUGAAGAUGAUGAUCGGGAGAGAUGGGGUAGUCAGGAGGAUUGGUUUCGUACUUCGGUGCUUGAGGAGGGGGAGUUUAUUGAUUCUUAUAGUCGGUCUUCGAAAGGGGCGAGGGACGUUCAGCCUGAUGAGCGGGGGUUUAUAUAG
This is a messenger RNA of Ramularia collo-cygni, 1296 nucleotides long. RefSeq lists its product as uncharacterized. Lineage: Eukaryota; Fungi; Ascomycota; Dothideomycetes; Mycosphaerellales; Mycosphaerellaceae. The transcript has a single exon. Bases 1 to 1296 code for a protein of 431 amino acids. The record is from RefSeq and is a predicted model, not a curated record.